CCCCCCCAAAACCAUCACACACCACACACCACACACCACACAACAAAACAAACACAAAAACAAAGCCAAAGCAAUGGCCGACCGCGAGCUAACCCAGCUCCUCGCGCGGCUCAAGGCCGCCCCCGCGACGGCGCCCUACGCGGAGACGGCCGCGCUGCUGUCGCGGGCCAAGCUGCUGCUGCUGCAGCUGAACGCGCUGACGCCGACGGCCGCCGCGGGGCCCACGGCGCCGGCGCUGCUGGCGCUCGCGCGCGACACGUACGAGCAGGGCGCGCUCGCGUCGAUCCGCGCCAAGGACCCGGACGCCUUCACCCGCUACGUCGCCCAGCUGCGGCCCUUUUACGAGCUCCUCCAGUCCGGCGGCGAUGCCGGUGCGGGUGCGGGUGCGGGUGCGGGCGCGGGUGCCGAGGCCGGCGAGCGCAACAAGGUCACCGGCCUGUACCUGCUGCUGCUGCUGACGCAGGGCCUGUACGGGGAGUUCCACAGCGAGCUGGAGGCGCUGUCGGCGGGCGGCGGCGGGGUGGAUGUGGAGGGGGAUCGCUACCUGGGGUAUCCGGUGCGGCUGGAGCGGUGGCUGAUGGAGGGGAGCUACGACCGGGUGUGGAAGGCGAUGAAGAAGGGCGAGGUGCCGUGCGAGGAGUUCGGCGUCUUCUCCGAGAUUCUCACCUCCCAGAUCCGCUCCGAGAUCGCCUCAUCCAGCGAGCGCGCCUACCCCUCGCUCCCGCUGUCGUCGACCAAGUCGCUUCUGUUCCUCGAGUCGGAGGGCGCCGUCGUCGAGUUCGCGCGCAGCCGUGGCUGGACCGUUAAGGACGGGCAGAUUUUCUUCCCCUCGGCGCAAGAGACGGGUGAGGAAGAGCAAGAGAAGGAGAUGAGCCAGAUGGUGAUCGAGAAUACCUUGGGCUAUGCCCGCCAGCUAGAGACUAUCGUCUAGCGGGUUCUAUCAUGUAUUGAUAUGCAUAUGAUCCGUCAUAGAGUCAGAACGCGGGAGGGAAACUCAUGCAUUCGAUAAUGAUAACGGCGUUGCGGGCUCGGAGACAAC
Chaetomium fimeti is the source of this 1039-nucleotide messenger RNA. Its product is annotated as SAC3/GANP/Nin1/mts3/eIF-3 p25 family-domain-containing protein. The record is from RefSeq and is a predicted model, not a curated record. The coding region runs from base 74 to 931 and encodes 285 amino acids. Gene Ontology annotation, cellular component: proteasome regulatory particle, lid subcomplex; cytosol; nucleus. The transcript is spliced from 2 exons. Gene Ontology annotation, biological process: proteasome-mediated ubiquitin-dependent protein catabolic process. NCBI's taxonomy places the organism in Eukaryota, Fungi, Ascomycota, Sordariomycetes, Sordariales, Chaetomiaceae.